AUGGCAGGCGGCGGGCGGCGAUGGCAGCCAAUCAACAACCGGAGGACCGACGGGAGCUGUCGGCAAUUGGCACCGCUUGCUUUGACGGACAGCGACGAAAGGGCGGUAUCGGGGCCAGCGGGGACGAGCCAAUCAGCGCUCUGCGAUUUGUCCGGGCGGGUGAAGCGCGGGGGAGGCUCCGGGAGCCGAUUGGAUGGUUGGGGAGCCCGGCGGGUGACUGACAGAAGAGCGCGACGGAGCGGAGUGAGUGCGCCCGAGCUGAUUGACCGCAUCGGCGCGUGCUGUCCCUCGCUGGGCACCGGGUCGGCUGCUGCCAUGGGCUUCCUGGAGAGUUUCUUCACCUACGAGACCCCCAAGUCGAUGGUGGUGAAGAGCUGGACAGUGGGCGUCCUGAAUCGCCUGAUGCAGCUGCUGAUCAUCGUCUACUUCCUGGGCUGGGUAUUCCUGCACGAGAAGGCUUACCAGACCAAGGAGACCAACAUCGAGUCCUCGGUCAUUACCAAGGUGAAAGGAUUUGGGAGGGCACAUUUCAAAAACGGUUCCGUCCGUGUCCUCGAUGUGGCCGACUACAUCAUCCCCCCACAGGGAUCGUCAGUGUUCUGCAUCAUCACCGCGAUGCGAAUCACCGACAACCAGCUUCAAGAUGUCUGUCCCGAGGACCCCAGUAACAAACAAUUCAUCUGUGACCACGAUAGGAACUGUUCACUGACGACACAUCAGGUCGGCAAUGGGGUGCUCACGGGCCGAUGCGUCAGUUUCAACAGCAGCUUGAAGGUGUGCGAGGUGAAGGGAUGGUGUCCCGUCGAGCAAGACAACUCCCCGAAGUGGGUUAUCGCCUGUUGCACUGACACUGGGGCAGGAGGAUGA
Molecule: messenger RNA, 867 nt
Organism: Mobula hypostoma (lesser devil ray)
Lineage: Eukaryota; Metazoa; Chordata; Chondrichthyes; Myliobatiformes; Myliobatidae
Product: P2X purinoceptor 3-like
Exons: 7
Coding region: 1-867 (288 amino acids)
Biological process (GO): calcium ion transmembrane transport
Cellular component (GO): nuclear inner membrane; plasma membrane
Molecular function (GO): extracellularly ATP-gated monoatomic cation channel activity
Source: RefSeq, a predicted model, not a curated record